This is a messenger RNA of Auxenochlorella protothecoides, 1110 nucleotides long. RefSeq names its product Phospholipase A(1) DAD1, chloroplastic. The transcript has 5 exons. The annotation marks the transcript as partial. Gene Ontology annotation, biological process: lipid metabolic process. NCBI's taxonomy places the organism in Eukaryota, Viridiplantae, Chlorophyta, Trebouxiophyceae, Chlorellales, Chlorellaceae. The record is from RefSeq and is a predicted model, not a curated record.
CAGGUGUGGCUCCAGGAGUUCUCGUGGACUGAGGGGUCCCUGGAGGCCAACAAGAAGGAGCGGAGCUCGUCCCUCCCUGCCAGCGCAGCCGGUCAGGCUCGUGAGCUGGAUGCAGAGCCCAUGUGGUGCUUUGAGACGGCGAUGAAGCUAAACUACUGGACAUUCCUGUGCUAUGCCAGCUGUGCAAGAGGCCCGCUCACGCGCCGCUGCCAUGCACACCCCGAGCUCCCUCACGCCCACCCCUCGCAGGUGUGGCGCACCCCCUGGCCCAAGGCCCCCGGCCACAGAACACUGCUGGGGGCGCUGCGGGGCAGGGCCCGCGUGCACGCCGGCUUCCUGCAGGCGUACCGCGUGAAUGGCUUUGAUGCGCGCAUCAAGGAGUGCAUCGCCGGGGUGCUGGCUGGGCUCCAGCCAGACUGCGCCGGUCGGCCCAUCAAGGUCUACGUCACUGGCCACAGUCUCGGUGGGGCGCUGGCCACGCUGUGUGCGUACGACAUUGCAGUCUGCGAGAGGCUGUCCGGGUCGGUGGACGUCAGCUGCUACACCUUUGGCGCGCCACGCACCGGAAACCAUGUCUUUGCGGAGCUGUACACGCGUGCUGUGCCAGACACGUGGCACAUCAUCAACAACGAUGAUGCGGUGACCCGCAACGGCAAGUUCUUCAUGCUGUACAAGCGGGCAGGCUUCCGCGUCCUCAUCAACGCCCGAGGGGACUGCAUCGUCAGGCCCAACUUUGUGGAGCAAUUUGUGCACCGUGCCCCAGGAGGUGCGUGGUGUGGAGCUGUCAGUGUGGCCCCGGGGGUGACGAAAAAUGUCUGUAGGCUCUAUGCCCCUCCAGAAGUGGGACUGGUUGCUCGGCAUGGGGCCCCCCAUGUUCCAGGGACCUCCUGCUGUCGUGUCCCUAACAUCCUGUCGUAUGAGUCACGGGCUGUCCACAACUCCUCCACAGGAGGCAGCCUGGCUUCGCACUUCCUGACCUCGUACCAGAAGAGUCUGGUGGCCGUGCUUGCUGCCCAGUUUGGAAGGAAGUCGCUGGUCGGCGGCAAGCAGGCCGUGUUCAUGCUCACCAGCACCGCAGGCAAGGCUUCAUCAUGUGAAAGGGGCGUUUAG